AUAGCCUAGCUCUACAAUUUAAAUUUGACAAUCUCCAGGAUGUGAAACAAAUGUGAAAUUCGUACAAUUGUAUAAUUUAAAAAAUUUCAAAAAUUUCAUCAGCAGCCAUAGCAAUGCCUCGUGAUUCUGUGCAGGAAACCUUCAAUCGGCUGACGGAGCUGCCAGGUGUGAUGGGUGCUAUUCUGGUGGACGGGUCAGGUACUGUCCUGCGGAGCAACGUUAACGAGUCGGCCAGUCAGGUGUACGCCAACCGGUUGGUUCAACUGGUGACGAUGAGCCGCGAUCUGGUCCGUGAUGUGGAGCCCAGCGACGACCUCGCCUACGUUCGUUUGCGGACACGCAAACAGGAGCUGAUGGUGGCCACCGAAAGCCAGCACACGAUCAUCGUCAUCCAGGAUGUCCAGUCCCUGGACCAGACUCGACGGAGCACUUCCGCUUCGGCACGCAACAGUACAGCUUACGAUCGUGGUAGUGUCAGUUGAGAUGGUGGAGGCGACAGGACACCCAGAAGGACGUAAAAAAGUGCGCAGUUGCACGUCAUGUGGGCAGCAUAAACAAAAUGACAUAAACAAGCUGCGCCAGCGGGGCAUCCGGAUGAGAAGUCCUUGCACGGACGCGCUUACAAAUCCCGAGCACAGAAGUGAAAUUGUAAACCGAACAGGGGCAUCGCUAAAAAAAUAAGCCAAAAUAAAAUUCACAUCCAGGAGGGCAA
Messenger RNA from Drosophila ananassae, 712 nucleotides. RefSeq names its product dynein light chain roadblock-type 2 (gene robl37BC). The record is from RefSeq and is a predicted model, not a curated record. The coding region runs from base 114 to 482 and encodes 122 amino acids. Gene Ontology annotation, cellular component: cytoplasm; centrosome; cytoplasmic dynein complex. Gene Ontology annotation, biological process: microtubule-based movement. NCBI's taxonomy places the organism in Eukaryota, Metazoa, Arthropoda, Insecta, Diptera, Drosophilidae. Gene Ontology annotation, molecular function: dynein intermediate chain binding. The transcript has a single exon.